AUGUCUGCGUACGGCGACAUAAAACGCACAGUAGCUACUUCGGCUCUGCCAACCACGAUUUGGACCCGGUUCUCGCCACAAAAUGCGAAUACUGGCGAGUCUGGCACUGAUCAAUUCAUCUCUGUGCACCACUUGACACUGGGAAUGGCGAGUGCGCUGCCGGGGCUUCUCGGAUACCUGGGCACGGUGUUUGCGAAGGAGAUCGAGGACGGGCUGACGUACCCGCAGGAGGGCGAGAUGGAGCAGAAGACGUUCGAAGCCUACUUUUUCGCGGCUGAUGUCUUUGUCGGGAUCGUCGGCGAGUCUUUGCCGAGAACCGCAUCAGGGGAGCGCGUCCGCUCAGGCGAUCAGGCAGCCGUGCAGGACAUCGACGCUGCGCGCGGAACGCGAACAUGGGAAGAGUGCGUCGCUGGUUAUUACUACAUUAAACCCAAUUAUCCAGGACGCUCUUCGCAUAUCUGCAAUGCAGGCUUCGUCGUGCCGCCGGUACAACGAAAGAAAGGCUACGGGUCGCUUCUCUCGCAAUCAUAUGUCCACUACGCGCCCCGGUUAGGAUACCAAGGCAGCGUGUUCAACCUGGUCUACGUGAACAACGUUGCUUCAGUCAGACUAUGGGAGAAACUGGGAUUUACAAAAGUAGGACGCAUCCCGCGCGCAGGACGGCUUCGCACUGCAGAUGGCCAGGGCGAGGAAUACGUAGACGCGUGGGUGGUUUAUAAAAGCUUUUACUGA
This is a messenger RNA of Psilocybe cubensis, 732 nucleotides long. RefSeq lists its product as uncharacterized. The coding region runs from base 1 to 732 and encodes 243 amino acids. The transcript is spliced from 4 exons. Gene Ontology annotation, molecular function: acyltransferase activity, transferring groups other than amino-acyl groups. Lineage: Eukaryota; Fungi; Basidiomycota; Agaricomycetes; Agaricales; Agrocybaceae. The record is from RefSeq and is a predicted model, not a curated record.